AUGGGGGGCGCGGGGGCGCCGCUGCCGCUGGCGGCGGGGCUGCUGCUGCUGGUGGCGGCGGGGCGCGUGCGGGGCGCGGCGGGCGGCCUGGCCGACAGCGUCGUGUGGGCUGUGAACGCCGGCGGGGACGCCCAUGUGGACGUGAACGGCAUCCACUUCCGCAAGGACCCGCUCGAGGGCCGCGUGGGCCGAGCUUCCGACUAUGGCAUGAAGCUGCCGAUCUUGCGGUCCAACGCAGAAGAUCAGAUCCUGUAUCAGACGGAGCGUUACAAUGAGGAAACCUUUGGCUAUGAAGUUCCCAUCAAGGAGGAGGGUGACUACGUGCUGGUGCUGAAGUUUGCAGAAGUGUAUUUUGCACAGUCUCAGCAGAAGGUUUUUGAUGUUCGCUUGAAUGGCCACGUAGUGGUGAAGGACUUGGACAUUUUUGACAGGGUUGGACACAGCACGGCUCACGAUGAGAUCAUUCCCAUGAGUAUCAAAAAGGGGAAGCUGAGCGUCCAGGGAGAGGUUUCCACGUUCACAGGAAAGCUCCACAUUGAGUUUGUUAAGGGCUACUAUGACAAUCCGAAAAUCUGUGCCCUGUACAUCCUGCAAGGAACAGUGGAAGAUGUUCCAAAGCUGCAGCCACACCCAGGUCUGGAGAAAAAAGAGGACGACGACGAUGAGGAUGAGUACGAUGAUGGCUCCAGCGUUAAAAAACAGGCAAAUAAGAACCGGGUUCAGUCAGGCCCACGCACACCAAACCCCUAUGCCUCGGACAACAGCAGCCUCAUGUUCCCUAUAUUGGUGGCCUUUGGUGUCUUUAUUCCUACCCUCUUCUGCCUCUGCCGGUUGUGAGAGCAAGCCCCACAGAGCAGCAGCCGAGGGGCUGGGAGGGAAGGAGUUGGACCAAACACGGUUGCUUUCAAUUUCUCCAUACUGUUCAUAAUUUAAGGAAAAAAAAAAAAAAAAGGUGAUUCAUUUGGAAUGAAUAGCAGGUCCAGGUAAGAGGAAGCUUCCCGCUGCCAGCAAGCAGUGAGGCCCUCACCUUCCCCUUUGCCAUGUGCAGCCUCUGAUCCUCCCUGGGGCAUCCAAGAGCAAACUGAGUCCUGGCUGGCUGUGUACUGGGCUACUGGAAGCUGAUGCUAGCGGUCCUGGGCCAUGUCCCACGCUGAAAGAAAGCCACGUGCUGCAAGAUCUCUGCAUCGCUGGGUGGAACACCGUUCUCUAAGCAGGGCCGCAGCUCAUAAAACGAGGCCUGGGCCAUCUUGUCUGGGAGCCUGGAAGUGUUGCGGUGCUGUUAGGUGACUGACGACCGUGGAGGACAGAGGCUGGUUCUUCAGCAUCUCCCUGAACGUGCAACACGACGUAUGGUACUCGCCUGCAUAAAGACACCAAGACUCCAGCUGGCUGCUCAGCCUCUGGGGGGACCUUUCCCUUCCUAAGAGUGCAAGCUGCGCCAGGAGCAGAGGGAUUUAUCUGGCCUGAUGUGCUGCACCAGCUGGGAGAGACUUUCCUAGCCUGACAACUGUAAUGUUAGAUCCGUGGCUGAGGGAUUCCGAUGUAGCCUGCAGAAGGCUGGCGUCUGCGUCUGAUCAGAUGCACUUGUUUUCUGUAUUGAUUAUGGCUUUUGUUUCCUUCAGUAUCUUUUUAUUUUCAAAGGUUCGUUUUAAGCCCAGUUCCUUGUUUUGCCCUUUUUAGCAAGCGACCUGUCCUUCAGAAGAAGCUGAGAAGCAGAAGACCUGAAGAGGAGCUUCUUGUUCCCUGAGCUUCCUGCCGGACAGAGCGGGGCACUGUGCUGGGUGCUCCUGCGAGCUCUCACUCCGUCAUACUGACCAGGCCUGCCUGUGGUGGUGAGAGGAGCAGAGCCAUCCGUGUCCGGGCUACCGAGGGGCAGAUGUCCGACAUCUCAGUGCUGUGGCGCGAGGUGCUCUGUGGCUCUCCGGAGCUCUGGCAGCUGGCAGAGCGCUGCAGACGAGGCCCAUCGGUUUCCCCGGUUGCCUGGUGACAGGCUGGCCAGCCGGGUCACCUGCAGUCCCUCGGGGGGGCUUCUGCAGGAGGUUUGUUUCCACGUGCAGAGCCUGACAGAGGCUGAGCAGAGCCCUGAGAGCCCUCGUGAUGCCUUCGGGCCCGGAGCAGGCCCCGAGGAGCUGCCUUCCCCUGCCCCCGGCCUCUGCCGUGCUGAGCGCUCCUGGCUGGCGGCAGGGAGAGGGCCUGUAUGUAGGAGAAGGAUUUGGCCCAGAUAGGGUCAGCUUCGGUCCCGGUGAGCUUUACCUCGUGCUGGCUGGUUCUCACAAGUGCUCUCUUCACCUGGUGCUGCUCUGAGCAGUGCCCUCCUUGCUGCUGCUCCUCCCUGGACCUGACUUUCCUGGUGGUUGUUCUUGAGUUUGGUCCUCUGCAGCCUUUCUUUGAGCUGAGAGUGGUCAGCAGCAUUUGAGCAGAGCCCUUCUGCUCUGCUGGGCCCAGCAGCUGAAGCCUUUGUUUCUUCCUAACCCUCGAGCUGCGAUACGAGCUGUCAGCUCACGGGCCCUGGAACAGGAGCUCGGGGAGGUGUCACCGUGCUGGUACCCGCAGCGGUGGCACUGAUGGCAGUCAUCACUGCUAGGGGCCUGGCCAUAAUUCUGAGGGAGCUAAAAAGCAAGCUGUUGAACCUUAAUUAGCUUCUCCCCAAUCACACGAGUGGUAACAGCCAGAGUUUGGGAGAAGUGAGUCCCUGCCACGCUGGAAGGAAAAGGCAAGCUUUAGGGAGCAGAUCUGAAGAACAAACCCUAGGAUGAAAAGGCUUGAGGUUGUCUGCUUCAUCUUCUAGCUGCUGCUAAAAUCCAAGUGCUUGUACAAGCCUUCAGCACGAGCUCUGUUUUGUUUGGUGACAGUGCCUGCAAAGACUUCCCCCGUGUUUUUUGGGUUACUCUAACUGGAGCACAGAGACGUUUAGAUCUUUAUCAGUUUGAGAAGCAUAAACUGCCCUAAUUUGUUAAGCAAAGAACCUGGCUUUGAAAGCAGGCUCCUCUGUAGGGAGGUGUUCUCCUCCAGGCCUUUUAGGUUGCCUCUUUUUUUGAGCAUCCUCAAAGCAAGGAAUCGCUGAGCUUCUUGUGGCUUACCCAGUCAUCUCUGCAGCUUGCACAGCAUGAGAAAAGGGAUGUGCAUGCAGGUGUCCAAGUCUUGUAGGGUGGUUUCUGCCUGCCGCUCCUGGCAGCCAGGGCACCUCUUUGGUGCCACCAGCACCCUGAGGCGAAGCUGUGCAGGGUUUGGUCUGUUGCCUUCUAGUUUCUCAGUUCAGAUGAAUUUGUCUCAUUUGAAUAAGAAUAGGGAGGAGCAAUAGUUCAGUCUUGGCUUCAGUUUAGUCAUCUUGGCUCUGUUUUUUGCAUUUUUGUCGCUGCUGCAAAGCUGAUGCUAGCUCUCUGGGUGACUGGGGCAUUCCUGACCCCGUGAUGCGAGCAGUUUUCUUUGUCCCCUCUGCCAGGUUUGACUGGGGAGGAGCCUUCAAAUGCAGCACGUGGGUACACAGGAGGGCACAGGACAACCCGCCGGCACCUCGCUGGGAGCGGCGCGCUCCGGCUGGCUGCCCUUUUCACCUGCCUGGCACCUGCAAGGCAGCCAGAUGGGUGGAAGGAAGUACCUGGCUCUGGGAAGGAAACGUUUUGUUCGCUGUGAGCUUCCAGCACGGGUAUUUGAGGGAAUAUCCGAGGCAGCGUUUGUCUGAAGCCAGUUAGAGAGGAGCCUGGGUGUGCUUUGUUGCCUCCAGCCAGCAGCAGGCGGCUGAAGCGCCAGUCCCUGGGUCAGGACAGAGCCCGGCUCAGUUCUUGGAGCACUUGUGUAGAGAGGGGCAGACAGGGCAAUGUGAAUAAAGCUUCCCCUUAAUAAAGGGGAGGCAAUGCUGUCGAUCACGUUCUGAGUCUGGAUCCAGCCUCAGGGCAGUGCUGUUUUAAUUUCCCCUUCAUCAGCCCCUCUGUUCUGCCACGGGCACGCAGGGGCGCAGCUGGCAGUUGUCUCACAGUCUGUGCUCUCAGCUUCCAUGUCUUUAGGCCAGGCCAUUUCCCACAUCUUUGUGCGAGGCUGAAACAACGGCUCUGGCCCUUCUGAGUAUCCCAGGUGGCAGGGAGCAGAAAGCCAAAUGAAUUCCUGUCUUUUUGGUGCCUUUGUGUCGGGCUUUGAAUAAAAGUCCAUUUGAAGAAGCUUCUCUUUUUAAGGAGCUUCUGAGUUUUUGUGUUGUGUUUUUUUUUUUUUAUUUGUUUUUUCCCCCAAGGGACAGGCAUUCCCUGCCCCUGUGACCAGCUGGGGACUGUCUCGCUGUCCCUUGGUGCCAGCUCUGGAGGUCGCAGCUGAAGCACAGAACUGCAAGCAAGUACCUUUGGUGCCAGCCCUUGAGGCCAGUGGGGGGAAAAAAAAAAAAACAAAACAUCGCAGGGAACAGAAGAACUGGAAGGGCUCCUUCAGGUCUGCUUUCCCCCAGGGAUCUCCUGAAGGCAGGAUGGAGAACUUGCAGACAGCCUGGUGCCUGCGUGUCUGUGCCGUUCGGAGCAGAGUGAGUCACAGCUGGGUCCUGGUAGUCGUGCGGCGCGUAGAGCUGCUGCGUGCUGAGUGUGCCUGGGGGGUCCUGCUCCCCAGACACCUGCCGAGGGCUUCCCCUGCACCACUGGGGUCUGAACAGGGAGCAGGAAGCCGUGCUUUGUCCCUUGGUCUUCCUUUCAGUUGAAAUUGCAACAGCCAGGGAAAUGUGUUGGUGUUGGAAGCCUGGGCUGAACAGGCCUUGUGUUGAUGGAAAACAGCAGGAGGAGGGGAGAGGACCAGCAGAGCAGCUUCAGCCCUUGAUGUGAGCCAGAUUCUGAGCAGCUGCGAAGUACCAAGUGUUUCAGGCUCUGUUUGGUGCCUAAAUGUGGGAGAGAUCUGUCUGCUUCAUGCACUUAUGCGGUGGGGAGGGAAAUAUCCUCGCUGAGAAUCCAAGGGAAAUGGGAGCUGGGCCAGUGCUGAGCUAAUUUACCUACUGGCGCUUCUGCAUCUCCGCAACAAAUGCCAAAGCCUAAUACAAUUCAAGGAUGCUUUUUUUAACGUCAGCCUGGUUGCACCAGUCUGUCUUCACUGGCGAGUCCCACGUAGGCUCAGCCGAGGAUUCUCCAUGGCACAAACACGGCGCUGGGCUGGGGCUGCGAAGGCUCAGAGACGUGGUUGCGUGGAGUAGGCCUCCCGUGCUGCGUCCCUGCUCCGCGCGCUGGCCCGGCAGGGCUGGGGCACGUGCGUUUCACCCUGGAUCUGAAGGGAUUUGUCCCAGGAGCAUUGCAGCAAGCACGUUGGAGCGGUGCUGGGCUGGGUGGGAGAGGUGAAAGCAGGUCCAUGUCUUCCGGGACUCUGGCUUGCUCAGAGUUUAUUGCUGUAUAUUAAAUACUAUUUUUGGAGACUGGGGGGAAGAUGCGGGAGGGGGAGGGAUGUGGCAGCACUGUCCCUAGGCUGAUCAGGGGGACGCUACUGCAGGUUACUGAUAGGUUUUGAUUUUUUUCCCAAAAAGUGCUUUAUUUAAAAAUAAAUAAAAACAUAAAAAUAAAAAAGGAAAAAAAAAAAAACCAACAAACAGAAGUGCUUUCCUCCCUCCUAGAAACAGUGCUGGCUGAUCAGAAAAUGUGAAUAAUCUUUUGCAAACAUCAAAGGUCUCUGCUAAAGAGUUUGUGCGAUGGAGGUUUCAAGGCAAGGGGCAAAGUACAGCUUGAACCAGUUUAACUGGGGCGAGUGGAUCUAGGAAACGCGAGAUCUCUGCCCUGGAGUUGUUCCUAGUCGCAUGCAGGGAGGAUGUGCUUCCCUGUCCUACCGCAGCUGUUUGUCACACACAGGGCUUUGCUCCGAUGCUGGAGCGAAACAUUAUCCGGAAACUCGCUGCUGAAUUUGGACUGGUGUUUUUCGGGGCUUCCACAGGGGCUUCCUGCGUUCAGGGCUUUCCCACUCAGAAACCAGCCUGCUUGGUGAAGCAGCCCUGGAGAAAGGAAGAGCAGAGGCAGGAUCUGCUCUUUGUGCCAGGAAGCAGUGGCCAGGACGGUGAGAUGCUGGCCUGGUUCCAGCGAUAACAUUCGGGUGCCGUGGAUGUAGCGUCUUUUAUGUUGGUAGCUGGCCCCGUGACCUGUGCCGAUGGCAUCGAGGGCACGGCGCAAACUCCUUGAAGCUGUAGGUCUGAGCUGUCUGUGAAGGCUGAAGCAGCGUGGGGAGAGAUCCCCGCCUGCACUUGUCACCAGUACAAAGGGUUUUGGAGGAGGAUUUUUUUUUAUUAUUUUACUGUCCAUUGCUUUGUGUUAUAACAACUUGCAGUGACAUUUUGUUUUUUUUUUGUUUUUUUUUUUAGUUUGUUUUGCAGCAAGCUUGGGCCCUGGGUGAAAAGCACAGAUGUCUAUUUCUGAUUGCAUUGGCUUUGCAGAGACUUGUUUUGGGGAAAAGAUGGGUGUGGGGGUGGGUUAUUUUAUUUUUGGUACACGGUAGCUGUUUUAUUUUUUAAUUUCCCCAGGAUGUUUGGUUGAGGGAACGUUCUGAAAUCUACUGUCUGGCAGUUUUAACCAGCAGUGUGCUAAAGGAAAAUAAACAGAAUUAUAUUGUCACUCGGA
This is a messenger RNA of Oxyura jamaicensis (ruddy duck), 6560 nucleotides long. RefSeq names its product malectin (gene MLEC). NCBI's taxonomy places the organism in Eukaryota, Metazoa, Chordata, Aves, Anseriformes, Anatidae. The coding region runs from base 1 to 837 and encodes 278 amino acids. The record is from RefSeq and is a predicted model, not a curated record. The transcript is spliced from 6 exons. Gene Ontology annotation, cellular component: membrane. Gene Ontology annotation, molecular function: carbohydrate binding.